UUUAAACCAAUCCAAACAACUCUACUUCGUUUUCAUUUGUGGCAGCAAUAAAAACAAUGGUUAAUUAUAUCGAGCUACAAAGUGAUCUGCUGCAAAAAGCAAACGCUAAUGCAGAGGCGCAAAGGCUAAGAAGGCGUGUGCUAAUGGUCCGUUACAUUCUGGUGUUUGCAAUUAUCGUAUUUAUAUGCAUCAGCGUACUUCCUCUUUGUUUUCCAACGAUUAAUCAAAAUGUUGAGCAACAACAACAACAACAACGGCUAAGGCAACAAAAACAACGGCUUGUUUGCUAUUAUUCGACUUCAGGAUUCGAUAAAUUGAACCUGUUGGAUGUCCCCGGGGAUUUGUGCACGCACAUCAAUAUUGGAAUUGCCAACUUGUUCAACAGGACGCUGCAUUUGUCGCCGCGCCUGGAGCAAGUGCUGCAGAAUGAGACUCGCCUAUUUCGUGCCGCCCAUCCGCAGGUGCAUCUAUUGCUCUGGAUUGGCGGGGCCGACACUGGGCCUCAGUUUGCAGACAUGGUCGCGAAUCAUGAACGCCGCAAACAAUUCUUGCGCUCACUAAGAGCAGUGCUACACAAAUAUCCCAGCUUGGAUGGCAUCGAUCUGGAUUGGGAGUUUCCGAGCGCCUACAACAAGGAACGUGUGCACUUCUCCCAGUUGCUGCAUGAGAUUCGGCUGGAAUGGCGCCGCGAACAACGCACCAACAAUCUGCUCACCAUGGCCGUGGCAGCGCCCGAAGGCAUCGCAUUCUUUGCCUACAACAUACGCGAAAUCAAUCUUUACGUGGACUAUGUGAAUCUGAUGACCUAUGAUUUUCAUUUCUAUCGCGAGGACACACCCUUCACCGGUCUAAAUGCGCCGCUCUUUGCCCGUCCCAUGGAGCAUUCCAUCAUGGGCACCUUCAACAUCAAUUACACCGUGCACUGGUGGUUGCAAAAUGGAUUGGAGCCCAAGCGUUUGGUCAUUGGCCUGCCCACCUACGGGCAUUCCUUUACGCUUGUAAGUCCAUUGAACGCGCGCAUAGGAGCACCCGCCUCGGGCUUUGGCAAGUGUGGCCGAUUGGGUUUCACCACGCUCUCGGAGACCUGCGAGUGCGCCAAAAGUUACCUGGCGCCAAACUACACAUACGACAAUUACACCUGUUCUCCCUAUCUGAAUUCGCUGCAGGAAUGGAUCUCAUAUGAGAGCACGAAGAGCAUUGCAUGCAAAGCAAAGUAUGUCAAAUCCUUGAACGUGGGCGGACUAAUGAUCUUCUCCCUGAACACGGAUGAUCUGAAGAACAACUGUGGCUAUAUGACGCGCAGUACCGGAAAUGUUGCUAAGCCUGUUUUUCCACUAGCCAAGGCUGCCAAUACAAUCCUAACAGGCUCCUGAAAAUUGG
Molecule: messenger RNA, 1380 nt
Organism: Drosophila novamexicana
Lineage: Eukaryota; Metazoa; Arthropoda; Insecta; Diptera; Drosophilidae
Gene: Cht11
Product: chitinase-3-like protein 2
Exons: 2
Coding region: 57-1373 (438 amino acids)
Biological process (GO): carbohydrate metabolic process; chitin catabolic process
Cellular component (GO): extracellular region
Molecular function (GO): chitin binding; chitinase activity
Source: RefSeq, a predicted model, not a curated record